This is a messenger RNA of Spinacia oleracea (spinach), 863 nucleotides long. RefSeq names its product putative glycine-rich cell wall structural protein 1. The transcript has a single exon. The record is from RefSeq and is a predicted model, not a curated record. The coding region runs from base 80 to 553 and encodes 157 amino acids. Lineage: Eukaryota; Viridiplantae; Streptophyta; Magnoliopsida; Caryophyllales; Amaranthaceae.
ACCCCUUCAUUCUUCUCAAUUUCUUCAUCACUCUAUAUACCAAUUUGUUUAGUAACAUAAGUUUGAAACAAAUCAAAAAAUGGCUCGUCUAAAAUCUAUUGCAUUACUCAUUGCCCUACUCGUUGCCACUUCUGCGGUAUUGAGUGAGAGUAGGAUUGCAAGGAAGGACUUGGGUUUAGACCUUGGUGGUGUAGGGUUAGGGUUGGGACUAGGGUUGGGUGUCGGUGGAGGGUCGGGCUCUGGAGCCGGUGCUGGUGCUGGUUCUGGGUCCGGUGGAUCGAGUUCUAGUUCUAGCUCUUCUUCAUCUAGCUCAAGCUCGGGUGGAGGUGGAGGUGGUGCAGGAUCUGAAGCUGGCUCCUAUGCCGGUUCACGUGCUGGUUCUGGGUCAAGAUCACGAGGUGGUGGUCGUGGGGGAGGUGGCGGAGGUGGUGGUGGUGGUGGAGGAGGUGGUGGCGGCGGUGAUGGUUCAGGGCAAGGGAGUGGUUAUGGACAUGGUGAAGGUGGUGGGUAUGGACGUGGUGGAGGGUAUGGCGAUGAUGAUGGUGGGUACUAAGUAUGAAGUCUAAACUAAUUAUUAAUUGACAUUCUUAAUUAGCUUGUGUUACAUACCCUAAAAGUGCAAGCAAGUAUAUUUUAUAUUUGGAAGUGAGUUUGAAAGCUUGUUUUAUUGUUUAAUGAUUACCUUGUAAAUUACCAUGCAUGGUAAUAUAUGUAACAUAAAAAUUUAAAUAGAAUAAAAGGGUGUCCCAUAAAGGGAAGUUGAUUUGCUUUACUUGUUUGUGUUCUCAUGUACUCCGUACUAGUUUUGUGUUCGUUGUAAUGGCGCGCAAAAAAGUGUAUAAUAUAAUUAAGUUUAGUUUGCA